Spodoptera frugiperda (fall armyworm) is the source of this 2157-nucleotide messenger RNA. RefSeq names its product ecdysone oxidase. NCBI's taxonomy places the organism in Eukaryota, Metazoa, Arthropoda, Insecta, Lepidoptera, Noctuidae. The transcript has 4 exons. Bases 315 to 2057 code for a protein of 580 amino acids. Gene Ontology annotation, molecular function: ecdysone oxidase activity; flavin adenine dinucleotide binding. The record is from RefSeq and is a predicted model, not a curated record.
UACUGAUUCGUCAACAAAUAAAAUGUGCAUUAAAAGUAACACAAAUAUGCAUUUACAAACAUCAAGAAAUGCUUACCAAGAUAUAUUAUUAUGUAGGUGAUGAUUCUUUGCAAAUUAAAUCGAUUUAUAUUUACUUCCUUAAGUGCUAUUUGGUUUGAAUGUAAAUGUUGGUUUAUGAGUCUAGUUUAUGAUUCGCGUAGAAACAGUUUAGAGGAGAAUCGUUCAGUGUCGGGAAUAGACGUUCCUUUGCAAGUUUCUCUAGUGGAAAGUGCAAAGGUCUUGUCCGUCUAGCCUGCUUAAACCAUAAUCGAACCAUGGAUGCUGCAGGGAGCUUCAAGAUCAUACAGGUGCUACAAGGGGCCUUUAGGAUACUGGCAUACUUGCACCUCACCAAAUACCUGUGGCCACAUCAAGCUCAUGUGUAUGAUGGCCAAAGUUUCGAUUUCAUCGUUGUCGGCGCGGGAACGGCUGGAAGUUUGAUAGCCAAUAGAUUGUCAGAAAUUGAGCACGUCAACGUAUUGCUCAUUGAGGCUGGUGGCGAUCCGCCUUUCGAAUCUGAUCUUCCCGGUUUACCACUGUUGAUGAAGAGGUCUCGCUAUGACUGGAACUACACUGCCGAGUAUGAUGCCUACAAGGACGUUUGUCAUCUACAACCUUACUACGAAUUCACUCUUGGAAAAAUGCUCGGUGGAACCAGCUCUCUUAACUACAUGAUAUACCACAGAGGUCAACCAAGUGACUUCGACUCCUGGGCUGAUAUCGCCAAAGAUGAGUCAUGGAAAUGGCAGAAUGUACUACCAUAUUUCUUGAAAACUGGAAGAUUAGAAGAUCCUCAACUAUUGGCCUCGAAAGAUAAGGAAUUCUAUGGAACUAACGGCUAUAUUGGAAUAAACAGAGAUCAUCGUAAAGAGAUUGAGAAAUUCUUAGAUGCAUACAGAGAACUCGGAAACGAUAUAGUUUUAGAUUUCAACGAACAUCAUCCUUUGGGCUAUUCUGCACAGACCGUGACUAUAUCUGGAAAGUCUCGACAGAGCUCCGCAUACGCAUUUUUAUCAUCAGUUAAGGAUCGUAAGAACCUCCAUGUUUUGAAGAAUACAUUGGCCACCAAAAUCUUAUUUGACGAAAACAAAAAGGCUGUUGGAGUAGAAGUUCUAACAGAAGACGGUAAAAAGAUGAAUUUGAAAGCCAAGAAGGAGGUGGUUGUGUCUGCUGGAACAUUCAAUUCCCCUAAACUAUUGAUGUUGUCUGGCGUUGGACCCGAGGAGCACUUGAAGAGCAAAAACAUUGAAGUGGUUUCAAACUUGCCAGUAGGAGAAAAUCUGCAGGAACACAUUAGUGUCGUUAUCAUUCACAACUUGGACAAAUUGACCGAGCCUUUCCCACAACCAAGUCCUUAUGAGUUACCUGGUUCUUCAUUCACUGGUUUUGUUGCUCUAGACAAAUCGUCCAACUACCCUGAUUACCAAGUAAUUACAUACUUAGGUUCCGCGGAGGUUAUGUUGUACUAUUGCACAUUUGCUUUCAGAUUCAGUGAUGAAAUUUGUGAUAGGAUGUACAAACAAGGUGUAGAUCGUCUUCAAGCUUUCAAUGAGAUAUUGAACAUAGCGCCGAAGUCAAGAGGCAAGGUAUUGUUGAAAAGUACUAAUCCGGAAGACGCUCCUCUUGUUUACAAUGGCUUCUUUUCGAACAAAGACGACGUUGAGGCUCUAGUUGAUUACAUUUUUGAUUAUCUUCCAAUCAUGAACACCACUUAUUAUAGGGAAGUUGAUGCCGUAAUGUCAGAUGCGGACCCCGCUUGUGAUGAGUUUGGCAAAGAUACUCGAGAGUAUUGGCGCUGUUACGUGAUGUGUGUGUCUUCUGGAUUGAGUCACAUGACCAGUACAUGCCCCAUGGGUACCGUGGUCGACGGCAAAUUACAAGUUCACGGCGUGAAAGGACUGCGUGUAGCUGAUGCUAGUGUUAUGCCUACAAUCACUCGAGGAAACCCCAUGGGCACAGUCUACAUGAUUGCAGAAAAGGUAGCCGAUAGCAUCAAGAAAGAUCAUAAUCUGAUUUAAAUUUCCCAGUUGUAUUAACGAGUACAUACAUAUUCGGUAUUUUUGUUAUGGUAUUUUAACAUAAUUUUUGUUUUUCUUUGAAGUAUUAAGCUUACAAAAA